UGAAAUUACUUAAAUUAUUUACCUACUUGCGACGCUAUGCAUUUAGAUUUAAAAUUAUUGUUAUAUUUAGACAAAAGACGAAUAUUAUUCGACAUGAAAAAUGAAUGUGAGGCUUUCCUGGAUCAAUUGAACGAGAAAACAGCUACAGCUGUUUGGAGCUUAGAAGAGGCUUGCACUCAUCCAGCACCACCUACUUCGCCUAUCCCUCCAGACAUCAAAGAAUUGUUUGCCGCGUGUGAUAAAAAACCAUGGAAGUUCAUCUACUGCCUUGCAUCCAGCAUUGGUGUACAAGUUAGCCCUUUCAACAGUUUCGUGAACGUCAAAAUAAAUCUAUUGCUAAGUUUGGUGAGUAUUAAAGCUAGAAAAUUAUGCGGUUCGGCUGUUUUACAUUGUUUAGCUGCAGGAUAUGAUACUGGUUACGUCGCAGAAAUAAUGAAGCAAGCAUGCCAGCUAGCCGAUUCAAAUGUUGUGUUAGGAGCAUCUAAUUCUUCCAUUGCCACUACUUUAAUAGGAGCUUCUGGAGGUAUAUGUGUUAUGCCUUUGCCAUUACAAGUUUACAACCAAAAGCAUAUACAUUCGAUUGUAUCAGCCAUUGAAACUGGCGAAAUUCAGCAUGACAUUAACAAAGUAAAAUUGAACUGUGCAGUGUGGGCGCAAGGGAUGGAUUUUAAGAAAAUAGUGCUUUACGAUAUAGCUAGAGUUUUCGGCACUGUUUGUCGCGGUGAUUAUGGAGAAUACACAGAUGAGUUAGCCGAUUUCAUUCUGCAACAAGCGAUAGAACCUCCAAAAACAACUGCUGUAGAGAAACAAGCUUUGAACGAUUUAUCAGUUUAUAUAGAUCUAGUAGGAGGUAUAAGAGUUUCUAUAGAUGAAGACACUCAAAAUCUCUUAAGUAAUUAUUUUCUAGCGGCUCGUAGAGAGAGAAACAAAGCUGUUUCGAUUGGAAACAUGGAAUCUUUAGUUACAGUCUGUGCUAUGUCUGCGAGGUUAUGUCGCCGCUCUGUGGCAAAUAUCGACGAUGCUGUUUUCGCUAUUUGGUUACAUGUAAGUGGUAUGCAAGAACCGAGAUUUGCUCCAGAAGAGUAUCUAGAGACACCUAACGAUAUAAAUAAGCUGAAUAACGUUAUCAAAAAGUUUGAAGAAUGGCUAGAAAAGUUUACUGAUUGUACCAUUAUUAAGUUAUUAACUGAAUAG
Molecule: messenger RNA, 1194 nt
Organism: Maniola jurtina (meadow brown)
Lineage: Eukaryota; Metazoa; Arthropoda; Insecta; Lepidoptera; Nymphalidae
Gene: mei-218
Exons: 2
Coding region: 37-1194 (385 amino acids)
Source: RefSeq, a predicted model, not a curated record